UGUGUUCUUAAUCCCAAACAGGUUAGAAACUGUCAGUCUGUUGAUGGUGACUCUUGGUGCUUCUUCUUAGCUUGGAUUACGACGAUUGGGUUGAACUGUGAAACUCCUGCCGUCUUUCCCCUUCAUAGACUGCUGUAAACCACAGAGGCAUCACAGGCUGUGGCGGCAUGAUUGUUGUGGAAGCACCAUAUGCAGAGACUAGACUAAGAAGAUCAUCACCACACGGUGGCCGUCAGAACCAAAAGUGCAAGAUUCAGUCUAGGUGGAAAAUAAUGGCGCCCUCCAUCAAUAGUGGACAAGCUAGUGGUACAAGCAAGAGAUCUCAUAACAAUGAAAGCAUCGAAGGCGCACAAAAUUCCAUUGAUGUGCCCAGCACUAAACCUUCAGAAGCUGGCAGUAAAUCGCCUUCUGUGGAGGAGGCUUUAAAAGGACUCAACUUCAUCAGCAAAAAAUCCACCAAAUGGGUUGAGAUUGAGAAGAAAUUUAAUGGUUUGACAUCUUCUACUAAUGGUUCACUACAUCGUUCUCAAUUCGCUGAAUGCAUAGGGAUGGACACUAAAUCAAAUGAGUUUGCACUUGAGCUUUUCGACGCUCUCGCUAGGAGGAGAAAAAUAACAGCAGAUUCCAUAAACAAGGAUGAGUUCAAAGAAUUCUGGGAGCAGAUUUCUGCUAAAGACUUCAAUUCUAGGCUUCGGAUUUUCUUUGACAUGGUUGACAAGGAUGCUAAUGGGAGACUUGAUGUAGAUGAAGUUCGACAGAUUAUCAAAUACAGCGCAUCUGCAAACAAGCUCUCAAAUAUUAACGGACGUGCCCAAGAAUAUGCUACCAUGAUCAUGGAAGAACUCGAUGAAGAAAAGUUGGGUUACAUCAUGAUUGACAAGUUGGAGAUGCUAUUCAGGAAGCAAGAUGGUAAACAAAGCCCAAUCGAGGAACAUAAACCAACCAAAGACACUGGCCGAGUUAGUGAAUUGCUUAAUAAGACUAAGUACUACCUCAUAGAUAACUGGGAAAGAAUUUGGGUUCUCGUCCUUUGGAUUGGAAUCAUGGUUGGUCUUUUCACCUACAAGUUCAUUCAGUAUCGGAACAAAGCUGUCUACGACAUCAUGGGUUACUGUGUUUGCACGGCCAAGGGAUCCGCGGAAACCCUUAAGUUCAACAUGGCAUUGAUCUUACUACCAGUCUGCCGCAACACCAUCACUUGGCUCAGAAACAAGACAAAGCUUGGCGCUUUCGUCCCUUUUGACAACAGCAUUACAUUCCACAAGAUAAUUGCAAUUGGAAUCGGGAUUGGUGUUGCAGUACAUGCAUUAGCUCACUUAACGUGUGAUUUCCCUCGUCUCCUUCAUGCGUCAGAAAAAGAGUACGAGCCAAUGAAGCCAUACUUUGGAGAAGAUCAACCUGAAAACUACUGGUGGUUUCUGAAGGGAGUGGAAGGCGUAACAGGGAUCAUAAUGGUGGUUUUGAUGGCAAUAGCAUUCACAUUAGCCACACCAAAGCUAAGACUUAAAAAAGACAGUGGAUUCAAUAUGUUCUGGUAUUCCCAUCACUUGUUCGUCAUAGUUUACACUCUUCUCAUUGUUCAUGGAAUCAAAACCUAUCUCUCCAAAGACUGGUACACAAAAUCGACAUGGAUGUACUUGGCAGUGCCAAUAACUCUUUAUACUUGCGAGAGAUUGCUUAGAUCAUUUAGAUCGCGCGUUAAGUCGGUUAAAAUACUUGAGUUCAAUGAGUAUCCCGACGUAAUGGCAAUACACAUGUCAAAACCAGAGGGCUUCGAAUACAAGAGUGGAGAAUACAUGUUUGUUAAAUGCCCUGCUGUUUCUCCCUUUGAAUGGCAUCCAUUCUCCAUUACUUCGUCUCCAGCAGAGGAUCGCUUAAGUGUCCACAUUCGAGCUGUUGGAGACUGGACAAAAGAACUCAAAGCCAUAUUAUCUGAGGCUUCAAAAGAAGAGAAAAGUCUAUCUGUAGAAGCAACUGGAGGAAGCAACACCCAGUUCCCAAGGGUAGUAAUCGACGGUCCUUAUGGUGCACCAGCUCAAGACUACAAGGAUUUUGAGGUAGUAUUGUUGGUAGGAUUAGGAAUUGGAGCCACCCCAAUGAUCAGCAUUAUAAAAGACAUUGUGCACAACAUGAAACCCAAGGAUCUUGAAGGUGGGAAAUCAACUACUAAUAGGAAUAGCUUCAAGACGAAGCGGGCAUACUUUUACUGGGUUACAAAUGAUCAAGGUUCUUUCGAAUGGUUCAAAGACGUGAUGGAUAAAGUAUCUAAGAUGGAUAUUAAUGGAAUCAUAGAACUUCAUAAUCAUUGCACAAGCAUUUUUGAAGAAGAUGAUGCUAGGUCUGCUCUAAUUGCAUCGUUACAGUCGCUCAACCACGCCAAAACUGGCAUUGACAUUGUUUCUGGUACGCAUGUCAAGUCUUAUUUUGGAAGGCCCAAUUGGCGCGACAUUUACAAGACAAUCGCUCACAAUCACAGCGGCGAACGAGUGGGGGUAUUCUAUUGUGGAGCACCAGGACCAGCAGCAACUCUACGUCAGUUAGCACUGGAUUUCUCUCAUGAAACAUCAACCAAAUUCGAUUUCCGUAAAGAAAACUUCUGAUGGGAUGUAUGAAAUAAUAUGCAUUUUGGAUAUACAGUAAGAACACAUAUGGAUCAAAUCAUCAAAAUGAAGAAUACGAACGUGAACUCUGUUUACCCUUAAGAAUGUGUCAGCUGUUUUAGUA
This is a messenger RNA of Papaver somniferum (opium poppy), 2724 nucleotides long. Its product is annotated as respiratory burst oxidase homolog protein D-like. Lineage: Eukaryota; Viridiplantae; Streptophyta; Magnoliopsida; Ranunculales; Papaveraceae. Gene Ontology annotation, cellular component: plasma membrane. Bases 168 to 2600 code for a protein of 810 amino acids. The record is from RefSeq and is a predicted model, not a curated record. Gene Ontology annotation, molecular function: calcium ion binding; NAD(P)H oxidase H2O2-forming activity; peroxidase activity. The transcript has 13 exons.